CACUCAGCGCCAUUUUUGACUUUGCAAAAAUAUUUUGUGAUUUCUCCAAUUUUGGAGUAUUUUUACGCUCAUAGAGAAAGAUUUAAAUUCACACAUUAUGUUAGAAGAAAGAAGAGUUUGAGUGUGGACAGUAUGGAUGGACGGGGCGUAGAUCUUCAACCUAUAUUUGCCAAAUUAGGUCACCAACUUGAGGAGAUCAGACUGAGGGCAUUGAACAAUAUACUAUCUAAGCUAGAGCAUAAUCUCAUAUGUGAGUCGGACCUUGUUCAAGAGAAACAUUUUCUGAUUCGACUGAUUGAGUGGUUCAACUUCCCAACAACUCCUCAAGAACUUGAUGUCCUGAAGCUGAUAUUAAGACUUGCUAAGCACCCUGGUGCAGCGAACAUCUUACUACAAAUCGGCAGUGUGGCCUUUCUUACAAAACUGCGCGAAAAUCGCACUGGGCUGUUACGUACGCUGAUAGAUGACAUCAUAGAAACAUUGUUUAGACUGCCUGUUAUUGACAGUGGGGAGGUUCACUCAGAGGAAUGUGUCUACAGAGUAAAACCUUUAAAGCCAGUUAUUCCCACCGAGUACUUGGAACCCUCAGAUUCAUACUACACUCCUAGAGACCAGGAUGUUCCCGAGAGAUCACAUGUGGUUCCCCAUGAAGAUCGGGGAUACUUUCACGCCACCACAGAAGAAAGACAUUUGGAUGACACUUCAGCAUCCAAUGGUAGUGCAAACUGCUUUAUGUUUUCUACAUUCCCAUGGUUAGGGUUGACUCCAACUGAUAGACACGUACUGGACUCCACUGAUUCGUCCCUUAGAUCGAGAGAAACUGGUUUGAUAGUGAGUGCUUGUGACUUCCUUUGUGAUGUUGUAUUUCAAGACUUCCCAGCAGAAGUAUUCCUGCAAAGACCAAACAUCGUAAAGAGUCUAUUGUCGUUGCUAGAAGUCCCAGCAGAUGAACAUUUUGAAGUGAACCUAGCGGGUGUGAAGACUCUUCAGUAUUUGUCUCAGUGUUUACAUACGAGACUUGCAUAUUAUCAGGACCCCUCCCUCUAUACACCUAAGCAAGAUUUUACAUCUGCUCCGUCACAUUCUUCGUCUCUGUCCAGUUCCAGUAGCCAAUCAAUGAAAUCGUCUGAUACACGUCCUUCUGCGAUUGGUCGAAGUGAUAUCCGUUGUGGUGGUGAUGGGAGAGAUCGUGAUUCUUCAUCAUCAUCGAAUGAUACAUCAAGGACAAUUUCUCCUGAUCUUGAAGUGCCAGACAUUGAAGAUAUUCAAGCUUUACAGUUCAUGCAGAUGACAUUACCCCAGUUCUGUAUAUCUACCUUACAGAAAUCUCUCCCUCUUCUUAAACACAAUUCAGAAAAGCUACAACUUUAUUCAGCACUCUUGAUUCAAAAAUUACUAAACAUUCUUGAGGAAUCCGUCACUAGCUCUAUAUGGUCAGACCCAAGUCCUGCAGCCAGAGAAUUGAUGGAUAAGUUGACAGAGUGCAUUGAUAUUCUUGGAGAUGUGAUAACCUUUAACAAUCACUCCACCAGCCAAGCAGGGUUAAAAAACAACAGGAUGAGAUACCUGAUAGCAGCAUCUCUACUUGUACGACUUUUGAAGGAUUUGGUGCCUAAAUCAAAGGCGCUUGAUGUGCUGCCAGAGUCUAGCCUGUCUAUUCUGAACAUCCUCCUCAUGGAUGAAUGCUUAGCAAUGGCCUAUCCAGAUGUAAGGGAGCUUCUGAUUGGUUAUCUGCAAGAAACUGAUGUUACACAGCCUCUGAUUGGUUAUUUGAAACAUGCAGACUGCUCCCCCUAUCAGGUCUUUGAAGCAACUAGUGAAGUAUGCAAGUCUAUGUCUGCUACCUGCAAGUUGCUCAUGAUGGAAGAUAUUUGUGCUCAGCACCGUAAUGAUGUGAAAGAGAGGCUGAAACUGGCUGAAAAUGCAAUAUACAGUCUUCCAUACCACCAGUAUCUCCCUCUAGUGGAUACAUUAAUAAAUAUGGCCUCAAUAAUAUAUAAUUUUGAUGUGGAAGAUAGUUUACACCAUCAAAAUUUGGCGCUGGUGCUAAAAUGCAUGACACACCCCAUGUCGAGUGUCAGAGAGCGUGCCUUUGCAAAAUGUCUUCAACUGACCAAGAAAACAUUUGGUCUUGACAAUGCAGUUACAGUUAGUUGCUUCAAUCCUAUUGGCCUGUUCAUAACAGAUCGUAAAGUAUUGGACCAGUUAUACAGCCAUAGCCUCUUUGAUGCAAAGGUUAGCAAAGUUGCUGAGGAAAUACUACUAUAUAUAUUCCAAAGUCAGUUGGUGGUGCCAUCUACAAUUUGGCGACAGAUUCUCGACAAUGUUGUCGCUAUAUUCCCCAUCAUUCAAACUGUUAUUUCCAUGCAGGGUUCAUUAGGAAAUUGUUUGUUGAAGUUAUGUGAAGCCAAACCCCAUGAUGAGGGUACCUCACUGACACUGCCAACUGUGGAAAGACUCCGGGGUUGUCUAAGGAUGCUUUAUAUGCCAGAUAUACGGCUGCGAACUGAGGGCUUGAACAGGUUGGCCUGGUUUUUAACAAGUGAAGAAAAUAGUACACAAAAGCUACCUGUAUUUUCCCAGCUGAAUGUGACAGACCUGGCUAAUUUGCUCAUAGUUGACCUGCCUGUGCACCCACAAGAUCUUGAUACUGGGAGAUCUGUUUUUGAGAUUGAUGGUAUGAUGAAAGUGUACGACAUAUUCCGUUCACCCUCUGUGGAUCAUAGUGUUAAGAAGUCUGCACUGGAACAACUGGCUGUCAUUCUACAGGAUACUCAUCUUCACAAAGCAUUUCGUAAGGAAGAUGGUGUUCAACGUUUGAUCCACACUCUACGUGGUUGCGUCAAAAAAGAUUCAAAUGAACUACAACAGGGAAGAAAUAUGGAAUUUAUCCCCCCAUGUUUAGUAUGCCUUCAUGCACUCAUACGGGCCAAUCCAAACUUGAGACACUCUUUAGCCCGUGAUGGUCAAAUAUAUUAUGAUGUCAUACGCUCUGCAAUUCUCUGUGCAAGAGACACGCGUACCAAGCAGGAAGUGGCAUCUAUUUUAUUGUUUCUUUUAUUUGAUGAACUUGUUCAGGAAAAGUUUUCACUUCCUGGAGUGAUCGUUGACAGUUAUAAGCUGCCAAUCAAGUUCAGCAGUUAUGCCACGCAGAGCCCUCAUAUUGUGCCAAUGCCAAUUGAGAAUGACCCACUGAUGACUAGGGUCAAUUUGGACAGACUGCGGGUAUUCUGGAACCUCUCCUGGCACAAUGGAAUAGACGACCUAAUGCAGUCUGUGAGACAACCACAGAAACAUACUGAGUUUUCAUCUAAGCUGACUCUCACAGAGGCCAAUAAAGCUGCACUGAUGCUGACUUACAGCCAGAUUGUCAUACAACAAUGUGCUUAUGACAUCACAAAUGCCACUUCACACGAUGCUGUCUCAAAGCAGGUUUAUUUGAUGACUGUAUUCAGAGCUAUAGAGUCCUGCCUUGGUAUGGAGACACUAUUUACGGAGGGUAUACUAACAGAAGCGUUCGAUAGAUUUAUGACCACUCUACCUGCAUCUGAGCAAGAUGAGCAGCUACUCAUUGACAUACUUACAUUUCUCAGUCUUCACUUUGCCCCUGGAGUACAACAUGAAGCCCCCAAAAGUCUGAGAACAUUUUGUGAGAGACUUACGAUUCCUGAAUCUGCAGUCCUACAAAUUCUAGCACAGAAUAACACUGAUGGUGAAACUCAGACAAAGCGGACACUGGGCAAGCUCUUGUUGCAAUAUAUAGGAACUGUUUCUAGUAGGCUGCCAUACCCAAGGUUAAACAGGAGCACAGAGACGAGGAUGACUGAGGCCAAAGGCAACCUAAUGAGCCAGUUGAUAUUAAAGUUAAAUCUAACAGAUACGACUCACUUUUACAACCUCUCCUCACUGGAGAGCUCACUGCAAUGUCUUUUACAUCUCACAGCCAGGGUUGGUUGGAGUGAAGGUUGCAGACACACAGACAGACUGUCACUAUGUCAACAGUUUCUAUCAUGCUUGCUCGAGAUAGUGUCAGCUUUCCAUAUUGGUAGGGGUGGUGUACUGAUGUCGUAUAUGGGAAAAGGUGUGACAAGAUGUGCUGUGUUAUGUUUGAGACACCUUAUCAUAGAGAUAGCAUCACUUUCAGUGAAUGAGACUUGGCCUGAAAAGUGGGUAUUCUCAAAAUCUGGAUCUAAAGAACUUGAAGGAGAGGAUGGUUUUAAUUGGUUGCUAACACUGUGGGCAUACAGAGAUCCAGAGGUUCGAGCUGCAGGACUAGGAAUUGCAGUCGCUUUGACUUCAACGCAUGUUGGACGAGUUACCAUGGCAACCCAUUGUACCCAUUAUCUCCCAGGUGGGAUAUGGGGCGCAGCUUUUAGCAUACUACUUGACCAAUCAGAGUGCAGCAUUGUCCGUCGUCAGGCUGCAUUGUUAUUGGUCAAUCUGAUAUCCGAGGAAACUUUGAACAAAACGACAGCAACAUCCAAAAAUUCUGAAUUAAUUGGUCCUGUCAUCAAUACCCCAGAUUCACAGGUAUUAACAGGAAAAAGAGCCCUGAUAGCCUUACUAGAGCAUAGUAACUUCUACCCAGAGAUCCACAACAUGUUAAGUAACUACUACCCUCAACCCUUGAUCCAUCCUGUCAGCAUAGCAGCCCAAUCUCCCUGUAGGACCCCACUAGGAUCCCAGUCAACGCUCACUACAUCAGGGACUCCAGACCCACAGUCUGUUGGUGACACCACAGUUACAUUCCUAGACACAACUCUACCCAGCUUAAACAACCCUUCAACAUCAACUCCUGCACCAGUUGAUUCAUUUCCUUCACAGCAUACUCGUCCAGGAGAUGGAACUACUAGUCAUUCCAUUCACCAGAGGGCAGCACUGAGACACAUACAGACACCACCUACAGUUACCACGGCAACAAGCACACCGGCAUCUAUACAUGGUCAUAUUAUGAAUGAUGGUGGACGUAGCAGCACUGGGACAAUGGCCAGUGGUCAUGACUAUCCAAGUGUUGUCACUCCAGGACUAAUUGAUGCAGUUGCCCAAGUUCUACAAAAUCUGUCCAUCAGAGUCUCGGAAGACACAAUUACUUCAUUACUGAAAGAUAAUCUGCUGGUGCAGUUUACAGAGUUACUGCAGGUGAAACUAUUAGAGGCCUACUCAGAAGAGAUCACAAAUGGUACAAGACCAAUAGCCUCUUACAAAAUUGUUUUCUCCAAUCUUCUGACCACAUACUCCAGCCUGGUUGGCCUAUUAGACAUGUGUCUCUUGAAGAGCUCCGUGGUGCUGGAUUCUGUACAGGACAACAAGAGUCUUCUCAGGAAUGUUGUGCAAAUGCUGAAGAUUACUCAAAAUGGCUUUGAAGAACAAUGCAAUCAUCUAAGAGGAACAGUGUACCAGUUCCUAUCUACACUUCUGUCAAAAACUAAAGGAAAUAAAUUAAUGGUUGUUAUGGGAAUAUUUCUACAGGAUUGGACUAUAAUAUCUGAAUCUCUGCACAACUCAAUCAAGUCUUCAUGUGAUGAUUUAAAAGUUCAAGCCUGUAGAUUCCUGACCUUACUACUGAGUAGGAACAAUGAAAGAGGAGAUAGUGAAGACUCAAGUUGUAAUAUUACUGAUGGUCUAAAUACACAGCUUUAUAAAGAAGAUGGUGAUGUUGACUCAAAGACAAACAUAUUCACCAGUACAAUAGGGGCAAAUUUAUGCCAGUGUUUGAUGGAACAGUAUGAUAGAAUCUCAGUGAAUGUUAAGGGCUUUAACCCUGUGUGGAGGGCACAUGUUAUUGUGGCAUUCAAGUCUCUGUUGGCUGUCCAUGAGGGUUCAAAGAUAACAGCCCUUGAAGGUGGCUUAAUGGAGACAAUAAUUGAGAAUAUAAAGUGUGGACAUAACGAUUUGAACUCUGAAGCUCUUCAAAUGGGAGGCUUGAAAAAAGACACACCCACCCUUGAAAAUUUGAUUCUGACUCUUGAGCUCUUACGCAACUUCAUGCAUCGUUAUGUUGAUGCAAAGGUGGUGGCCUUUGAAUGUGGCCUAAGCAAUAUUCUACAUAAGCUGUGGUCAUGGUGUCUUCUAGAUAAUGGACUGUUGACCACUACACUGGGACUACUAUGCACCUACACUGCAGGUUGCUCGCAGGCUUCUAGUUCACUGGUGAGCACAAGUGUCCAUGCUAUAAUAGACCAACCACAGACAAAGGGACAAGUGAGCAACAGUUCUCUCCUGAAUUGUCUACUUAAGCUAGCCAACAAACCAAUCACAAAAGAGAACCUCGCCAUGAUGAAACUGUUGCAUAGUCUUCUUGCAACCUUGAGUUUAACAGCAGAGUGUAGAGGAGUUUUCAAUAAGAGCAAUUUUCUCCAAGGUUUCUCAAGUUUGAAUCCAAAGAGCAAAAAAUCCAAACUUCAGCACAGUACUGACACCUGGUGGAUAGAUAUAGCACUUAACCUGUCUUUUUCUAUAGAUGGUCAGCAGAUGAUUGUGAAAACAAAAGAUGCAAUAGAGCUUCUACUGGGUUUCGGAUCUAACCCAGCCAGCCCACACCAUAGUAAAGUAUUACUGGCCUUAAGGAAUCUUUGCUGUCACCCCUCUAGCAAAACUAAACUGCUAUCAAACAAACAUUUUCUACCAUUUCUUAUAAAGUGUUUGUCAGAGGGAGGAUGUGAAGAGAAAGUAAUAGCUGCGUCUGCUUUGUAUGCGCUGGUAUACAACAGCCAAAAGGCUAAGGUUGCUGUUAAGAGUGCUAACAUACAAGGCAGGGUGCAAGAUGUACUUGACUCACUCGUGGCUUGCUCUAGUGGACAGUUAAUUCAAGCCAAGGAUCUCCUCCUCAAUGUUGUUGAAGCUUUGCAAGAGUAGAUGUAAAACCUAAUGUCUUUUACAAGUACAAUGGCAUAAAAGCGUUUGUACAAAAGAUGUAAUGAUACUGUGAAAUUACAAGAGUACAUAUUUAUGGAAUUGGUCCUGUAAAUGAACAGCAUUACAAUAAUUUACACUAAUAUUGUGGAGGCUUUACACAAUGUUACCUGUAUUGCUCGUGAUCUUUUCUAAGGGCCGGGAAACCACUAAAUAAAAUGAUAAUGUUUUUUUAUUUAUUCCCAGCCUAGGUCAUAGAUUAUUGAAUUAUUGAUAGAUAAGUCGAUGUAUAAAAUGAUUUUUAUU
This is a messenger RNA of Owenia fusiformis, 7158 nucleotides long. The record is from the annotation of a GenBank genome assembly. NCBI's taxonomy places the organism in Eukaryota, Metazoa, Annelida, Polychaeta, Sabellida, Oweniidae.